GUAGGCCCACUGCUGGCCGCCGAGGAGGGGUAGGAAAAGUGUGUUUACACAGACGGCUAACUGCCUGGGGAAUCGUAGGGGAGAGGAAGUCAGCCGGCUCUGCGUCUGCUGCUCCAACUUCCUGCUCAGAAAAAGAAAAAGCCCAGGAUCCGAUUUCAGCCCAACACAACUGUGCAGACCAGGAGUCAGCAUGGAAAAACAAGGGAUCACACAGGCAUCGACGUAAAGUUCCGCGGAGAGAAGAAACCCAGCCGGAGAGAUCGCAGGUAUGGACAGCGCCAUCACUCUGUGGCAGUUCCUGCUGCAGCUGCUGCUGGACCAGAGUCACAAGCACCUGAUCUGCUGGACGUCCACGGACGGCGAGUUCAAGCUCCUCAAGUCGGAGGAGGUGGCCAAGCUGUGGGGGCUGCGCAAAAACAAGACCAACAUGAAUUACGACAAGCUGAGCAGAGCCCUGCGCUACUACUAUGACAAGAACAUCAUCAAAAAGGUGAUUGGCCAGAAGUUUGUCUAUAAGUUUGUGUCCUUCCCUGAGAUCCUGAAGAUGGACCCGCAGGCGGUGGAGAUGGGUUUAGCCUCCGGGAGGUUCCCCCUCCAGGAGGACGAGGCCCCUGAGCUGGAAGCGGAACUGGAGGAAGAGGAGGAUAUCGAGGAGGAGGCCCAGAGGAGGACCCUGGCGGGGUUACGGGUGCAGCAGUGCCAAAGGGAUUACCUCCACUCUGGCCUCUACUCGUCCUUCCACAUCAGCUCCUUGCAGAACAGCCUGCGUGAGCGUCAGGAGGAGCCGCGCUCAGUCAUCCGCUUUGGCACCAACGCCGGCGGCAGAAGCUCCCCUCCUUCUGUCAAAACGGAAUGCUACAUCUCCCCCAGGGCGUCCAGACUCCCCUCCCAUUCCCACUCCCCGUCCUCCCCGCCGCACACCCAACCGGGGCGAAGCUGGAGCCCCUCUGAUGAGGAAGAGGAAGAGGAGGACUCGGAUCAGAACGCUCAGCCGCUCAAUCUCUCCUCGGGACACAGGGAGCGAGCCCUGCAGCUUCCUGAAAAGAGGAGCAGCAGCAGGGGAAGGAGCGUCUCCAGUGACCAAGGAGAUGGACUCCCACCCAAAAGCAAAAAGCCUAAAGCUCUGGAGAUCUCCAGCCCGUCCCUGCUGCUGGCGGGGAGCGACAUCGGCUCCAUCGCCCUCAACAGCCCGGCGCUCCCCUCCGGCUCCCUCACCCCGGCCUUCUUCACCGCACAGACUCCAUCCGGUUUGCUGCUGGCUCACAGUCCGCUGCUGUCAGGGAUCCACUUCUGGAGCAGCCUGAGCCCCGUCGCCCCUCUCAGCCCCGCCCGGCUGCAGGGCCACGGCUCCCUCUUCCAGUUCCCCAGCCUAAUCAACGGACACAUGCCUGUCCCCCUCCCAAACCUGGAAGGAACACCCUCCUCCCUGCUCCUGUCCCCCGCCACCCACAAAUCCUGAUCCAGGGUCUGCAGAAACCUCCAAAAUUCACCGCUUAAAAGGUUCUCAAUCAUCGUCGUCUGUGGCCCGAGUUCAAAUUCUGCUUGAAAGAAUAAAAAGACGUGACCUUACUCCUCCUUUUUGCACUUAAGCUGCUCCAGAUUCUACUUGUUGAAAGCACUUGGUAAAAGCCAUACAGCGCGAUGUCGUUUUAUACACGGACAGGCUCUGUCUCUGCAGAAAUGAGCUGUUUUUUGUUUUAAUCCUGUACAAAUAUUGGUUUUCCUCUUUACAGCGUGAAACUGCUGGUUUCACUAAUGUGGUGAUGUAAUUAUGCACUAUGCUUUCCGGAUAGUACCAGCUGUGCCUUAUCGUCCCCCUUAUUUGCUUUAUUACUAAAUCAUUUUAAUGAAGACGAGAUUUCUAAUCAAUAAAACCUUUUUUUGUAACAGUUAUUUACUUUUUUAUACUGGACUUGGCAUACAGUUAUGCAUUCUGUAUAUGUU
Messenger RNA from Cyprinodon variegatus (sheepshead minnow), 1944 nucleotides. Its product is annotated as ELK3, ETS-domain protein (SRF accessory protein 2). Gene Ontology annotation, biological process: cell differentiation; regulation of transcription by RNA polymerase II. Gene Ontology annotation, cellular component: nucleus. NCBI's taxonomy places the organism in Eukaryota, Metazoa, Chordata, Actinopteri, Cyprinodontiformes, Cyprinodontidae. The coding region runs from base 269 to 1459 and encodes 396 amino acids. Gene Ontology annotation, molecular function: sequence-specific DNA binding; DNA-binding transcription factor activity, RNA polymerase II-specific. The transcript has 5 exons. The record is from RefSeq and is a predicted model, not a curated record.